AUGUACUUCUUCCUGGACAACCUCUCUCUUCUGGACAUCACCUGUACAAUUGUGCCUCUGCUGCUGGCCAACCUGUUGGGACCAGACAAGUCCAUUACUUCCUCCAGAUGCAUCACACAGGUCUUUGUUUUCUGCUGGAUAAUUGCCAGUGAAUGUGCUCUGCUGGCAGUGAUGGCCAUUGAUGGCUAUGUGGCUGUCUGCCAGCCCCUCUACUAUACUCUCAUCAUGCAUGCCUGUGUGUGUGUGAAGAUGGCAGCAGUAUUCUGGUCCAGUGGGCUGAUGAACCUUCUGCUUCAGACCACACUCACUCUCAAGCUCCCUCCCUGUGCGAACAACACCCUGGACCACUUCUUCUGUGAGGUUCCUCACCUCAUCAAGUUGGCCUGUGGGGACACCACUGCUAAUGAGCUGGCCAUCAGUUUGAUGACCAUCCCAUAUAAAAUGAUGUCUUCCCUGCUGCUAGUCAUCUUCUACACCUUCAUUGCUGGAGCUAUACUGAAGCCACCUUCAGUUGAAGGCAGAGAGAAGGUAUUCAACACCUGCAGUUCCCACUUGCUGGCGGUCAUCAUGUACUUUGGGCCAGGCAUAUAA
This is a messenger RNA of Heterocephalus glaber (naked mole-rat), 591 nucleotides long. Its product is annotated as olfactory receptor 2C1-like. The record is from RefSeq and is a predicted model, not a curated record. Gene Ontology annotation, biological process: G protein-coupled receptor signaling pathway. Gene Ontology annotation, molecular function: olfactory receptor activity. NCBI's taxonomy places the organism in Eukaryota, Metazoa, Chordata, Mammalia, Rodentia, Bathyergidae. Gene Ontology annotation, cellular component: membrane.